AUGGGUCUCGGCGUUCUCGAGUCCAAGGACCUGGAUCAUGUCCCAGGCACGACGCGUUACUUUGACGAACCUGAACAGGUGCAAACCACGACCGACAAUUAUCAUGGAUUGAAAGUCGACGACAGCAGUGGAACGCCCAUUAUACUUAGCCCUCUCCAGAUUCCCCAACCCUCCGACGAUCCGAACGACCCCCUCAAUUGGCCACUUUGGAAGCGCGACCUAAUCACCUUUGUCCUCAGUAUUACUGCCAUCUUUGCGACUGCCCUCGGCCCUAUUCUUGCUGCUAAUACGGUCACGAUCGCUCUUCUUUUCCGAAAGAGCUUCACGGACAUCGCACUCUUGACGGGCUAUUUCUUGCUCGGAGUUGGCGCCGCUGCUAUCUUCUUCGUGCCAUCUGGACGUGUCUGGGGCAAGCGUCACCUCUUUAUCUUGGGAAUAUGCAUACUCAUCGGCUCUUCCGCCUGGGCCGGUGCCGUCGGCACUAACUACAAAUCGCUUAUCGGCGCCCGAGUCAUUCAGGGCAUCGGUUGCGCUCCCUUCGAGACUCUUGUCAACGCCGCCGUUGGUGACCUGUACUACGUCCACCAGCGUGGCUCGCGCAUGGCCUUCACAAAUCUGGCUGUGUUCGGCGGUGCCUUCUUCACCCCGAUCGUUGUUGGCAAGAUCACUCAUAGCAUCGGCUGGUGGUGGACUUUCUACCUGGAGGCCAUUUUCCUUGCCGUAUCGCUGCCGGCUGUUUUCUUCCUCUGCCCUGAGACAGCAUAUCGCCGCGAUGCCGCUCUCAACACCGACAUGGCUGCCAAUCCUGCUGACCAGAACAACAAAAUAUUAGCCAUCAACGACGGCCGUGGCAGCUUCCCGGGCGAUCAAGAAAAGAACUCUGCCGAAGCGACGUCGCGUGCCCCUGCUGCCGCAGCUGGCCAUGGAGCCAAUACUCCCAAGAAGACCUUCGUCCAGUCACUUAAUCUCUUUGACGGCAACAAGACGGAUGAAAGCUACUGGAAGCUUCUUCUACGCCCAUUCCCGCUCUUCGUUCAGCCAGCAUUUCUUUGGGGCUGCCUCAUCCAAGGUACCAUGAUUGGUUGGACAGUUUUCAUCGGUGUCAUCGUUGCCGCCAUCUUUUUGGGACCUCCGUACUACUGGAACGAGGUGUAUGCGGGAUACGCUUACGUUGGCGCCUUUGUCGGAGCUCUUAUCGGAUUCAUCAUCGCCGGUGUCUUUUCUGACUGGAGUGUUCAUGUCAUGACCCGUCGCAAUGGCGGUGUCUACGAACCCGAGUUCCGCAUCGUCAUGGUGAUUCCCAUGUUCAUCAUCGGCUCCAUCGGUCUGUAUGGCUUCGGCAUCACCGCCGCCGGCCUCCUGAGCAAGGAGUAUCAUUAUAUUGUUCCCCUUGUUUUCUUCGGCUUUGAGGUCGCUGGUAUGGUCAUUGGCGCCGUAGCGAGUUCACUGUAUAUCGUGGAUGCGUACCGCGACCUUGCCAUUGAAGGCUUUACCUGCAUGAUCAUCUUCAAGAACAUGUUCAGUUUUGGCCUGACCUACGGUGCAUAUGACUGGGUCAUUGACGGUGGUAUCAAGACCACUAUGAUUGCCAUCGCUAGCAUCCAAGUUGUGGUCUGCGCUCUCAGCAUUCCUAUGUACAUUUAUGGGAAGCGCGUGCGAGCGUAUUUUCACAAGCACGAUCUGCUCGAACUGACAGGUCUGCGCUAA
Colletotrichum truncatum is the source of this 1707-nucleotide messenger RNA. Its product is annotated as major facilitator superfamily transporter. The record is from RefSeq and is a predicted model, not a curated record. Gene Ontology annotation, biological process: transmembrane transport. Gene Ontology annotation, cellular component: plasma membrane. Lineage: Eukaryota; Fungi; Ascomycota; Sordariomycetes; Glomerellales; Glomerellaceae. Gene Ontology annotation, molecular function: transmembrane transporter activity.